AUGUCUCGUAUCUACUCCAAUACUACACCAACGAUGGCAUUGAUUGCCGACACAAAUGGCACCGAAGAAGUGGUCGUCAAAAAACAGCGAAAGAUUUAUCCGAAGAACUCUUUCGAUCGUUUCGGUGACGAUUUGUGUGAACUCAUACUGUCGUACCUCUCGCUGGACGAGCGCUUUGUCUGCGAAUGUGUGUCAAAACAGUUCCGGAGGACUGUCUUCAAGAGUGUUGUCGACAUCACUAUCCACGACACGAACUCAACUGAAUCGCGACUCAAAGUCUGUAACAUUGAAUUGUUGGCCACAAUCGGCCGCAAGUGUCCACACAUUCACACCAUUGACUUGAGAGAAAUAUGGAGUAAUUGUUUGACACAAACUGCCGAAGUGUUGGACAUAUUUAGCCACAAUUUGCAGAAUAUUUACUGCAAUUACGAUCGAAAUGUUUACGAAAGGCUACCAGAGAUCGGAUCACUGGUCACAAGAAUCGGCGAUAUAUCGGAAUACAGGAGACAAGGGCUCAGACAUUGUCGCCGAUUGUCUUCAUUGCGCGGACAGCAGUUUCGUGAGGUUUUUGACGACAACUCCGGCCAACCGUUGGUCAAGAAUUUACAGCGAUUUGAAAUGACUACUUAUUUUGACGAAGAUUACCAAAUGUUGUCCGCAUUGGUGGCCGAGAAUCAGUCCCUAAGAAGUGUUAAAUUUGAUUAUAUUGUCUGUUGGACUAACGCAAGUGUGACCGAAAUGGCCGCACAAUUGUCACGAUUACCACAAUUACGGGAAUUGUCGCUGGAUUUGAGUCUUAUUAUCGACCAGAACUCAUUUGACAAGUUUUUGCGGACAAUCGGCCAGAAGUGUCGACAAUUGAAACGAUUGGCACUUCAAUUGACAAUAAAUUACUAUUUAUUUAAUGGCCGCACAUUAGACUCAUUGAAAUAUUAUCCGCUAUUAAAGCGAUUUGAGUUAAGGCUUUGGGGACACCAAUUGACAAUCGGUAACACGUUUUUGGAUCCGUUGAAACAUUGCCACCAAUUAACACAUUUGUCUAUCGAUUCGUGGCAAUCAAGUGACCAAUUCCCACGACUUCACUACCUAUUUAUUAGGACUCAACAAUUCAAAGUCAAUGAUUUGGAUCACAUCUCAAGUCUACCGGCGCUGCGGACACUGGUCUUUGAUUGCUAUCAAUUCAUUCUUCGCGAUGUGUUUCUCACUCCCGAAGGCAAUCAUCUCGUGGACAAUGUCUGCCAAGACUUGUUCUCCAGAAAUCUUAAACUGAAGAGAAUUGAUAUCCAUAUUAUAGAAGACAUGACAUCAAUGAAGAGAUUAAUCGGUACCACAGAUGACACCGAAGACAAAGAUAGUCAACAGACAAAGAGGAAGAGAAACACAUCCGACGCCGACUCCGAAGAGGACGAGAGGUUUCCCGAAAGGAAACACUUUAUGAACGAAUCCAAGAGUGAUGUGGUCUUCAUUGUCGACGGCCAGAGAUUGCCCGCAAUGAGAGGUGUCUUAAGCCUGAAGAGCGACCGCUUCGAUGAGAUGUUCAAAGAGUCGGCGGCGAAGGAGAUCCAGAUCGAGGGCAUCACUGCCGACGCGUUCAAAACAAUGAUCUAUUUUAUGUACACUUCGGAUACACUUGUGUUAAGCGAUGCCAAUGAUCUGAAUAUCAUCCGUGAGGUUCUUCACUGCGCCGACCGCUACCGUCUGAUCCGUUUGAUGGACGCCAUCGGCAGACACUUGGAGACAAUGGUCACAAUCGAGACAAUCGGGACAAUUGUCGGAAUGGCCGACAAGUAUGGGGUGCGAGGGCUGAGCGAUAGGUUGGGCACCCGAUUGGCCCAACUGUUGACCACCGAUAACAUGCUAUCAGUGGUCACAAUUGGCUACAAAUACGAGUCGUUGACCAAUCGUUUUGAGUCGGCUUUGAAGACAUUUCUGGAGAUAAAUAUUGCGGCAGUUUUUGCCAAAGAGAAGGAAGAGAAGGAAAAAUUUUGGGCAUUGAAUGCAAUCACAGGAAACCUAUUGAUGGAUGUGAUGCGUGAUAUGAUUCUCACAUAUUCAACAUAA
Molecule: messenger RNA, 2061 nt
Organism: Medioppia subpectinata
Lineage: Eukaryota; Metazoa; Arthropoda; Arachnida; Sarcoptiformes; Oppiidae
Source: the annotation of a GenBank genome assembly